This is a messenger RNA of Nicotiana tabacum (common tobacco), 1883 nucleotides long. Lineage: Eukaryota; Viridiplantae; Streptophyta; Magnoliopsida; Solanales; Solanaceae. The record is from RefSeq and is a predicted model, not a curated record.
UACAAAUUAGUCAGCUCCAAUUAAAUAAACCCUAAACCCUUCCCGUACUUGCGUUGAAGUUCACUCUUCCGGCGGAGAACAUGGCGGAGAAGGACUUGGAUUUCGACGGCGCAAGUAAAGCUCCGACUAGGCCAUCACGUUUUGCUCCCAAAAGCUCUAAACUGAAGCCCCAACCCCAACCAGUAACCAAACCCCAACCUGAGACACCGUUAUCAUCUUCUGAUCCUCCUAUUCCGACUAAAAAGGAAGAAUUAGUGUCAAAACCCUCAGUAAAAGAUCAUCCAGACGAAAAUGGAGCAGCAAUGGGUAAAGAUGACGUUCCAUUGUAUGAAAAUACUACGGGAGACGACGUGGCAGAAGAAGAACAAGUCGCCAUGGAUACUGAUAGAGUUGAAGAUGAAGUUGUUCAUGAAAUUGAUGUGUUUUUUACCCCUUCCUCUGAUCCUAACUCUCAGCUAUAUGUGUUCCAAUAUCCGUUGAGGCCCGUAUGGCGUCCCUAUGAAUUGGAGGAAUGAUAGUCAAGAGGUGAGUCACAAAAAUUGCUUUUGGUGUUUCUUAUGCAAAAUAAAUCAGUAGUAUCAAUCAUUCGGAACCGAAAUAUUGUUUUUUGGACUCAAAACACUUUUUUAAGUUUAAAAAAAAAAAGUUACAAAAAUACCGCGUUUUCUACAUUUUUUGCAAAAACCUACUAGUACUAUAGUAAGUACCCGAGACCGGAACCUAAAUAAUGUGUGUUUGGACUCAAAACACACAAAUAAGUGUAUUAAAAAAAUGACAUUUCUAUAUAUAGCGUGCAACAACAACACGCUAUAUAUUAACGGUAACGUCUGCUGUUAAGUAUAGCGUGUUGUUGUUACACGCUAUAUGUAUAACGCACAAACAGAAAACGAUAUCCUCUGAUUUUGGCCCCACCAAUAAGUGAACUAACAAUCACAAUUAUUUCAAUGUAUAUCGUGUGUUUAGAAAACGCUAUAUAUCCAAAAUUUUCUACCUCCCGGACUAGCCAUUUCCUAUAUAAAGUGGUCAGAGUAUUUGGAAAAAUCGUUCACAUACAAUUCUAAUUCUCUUCAAUAUUUUCUUGUUGUUAAACUCUGAAGCAUUUUUUUCGCAAUGUCUGAAGAGCGUAGAAUAAGAGUUUCAUUAUAUUAGGGGGGUGAGGUUGUGACGGAGAAUAACUCUGUGAGGUAUUGUUUAUCUCCACCGGGUCAUGCUAAAUUACCACUUACACUAGAGUACGAUAAAUUGAUAUCGUUGUUAUGCAAAAAAAUGGGAAAGAGGAAACGUUCAAUGAUACUUAAAGUAAUUGGAAGAUAUCCGUAUUCCGUCACUCCGCAAGGGGCUGCUUUUUACUCGGAGUUAAACAUCUACGAUGAUGAAACUUUGAGGGAUUUUCUGAGGACUCCGGAUGAAUACCGGGAAUAUCUUGUAAUAAAUAUGUUGGAUAUGUACGUCAAGGUCGAAGAUGUUCCAAACAAUGAGGUGGCCGGACAUGUUCCGGAUAACCCCCAGUCAUCGGCUGGCUAUUCUGGAGGAGUUUUUGCCGGACAUGUUCCUGAUGAAAGAGUUUUUCUUGAUUUAAACUUAUCCCCGCCUGCUUUACAUAAUUCACAAGACGAGUGGUAAGCUUCAAUUUUCCUUUGUGGUACGAUGUACAAUUUUGUUGUAUUCAAUUUGUAUUAACGCUCAUAUAUUUAACAGGGGGUACAAGCCGGAUAUGAGUUUUAUAAAUAAUGAACCCGGGCAUAGUUUUGGUGUGUUGGAUCAAAGUGAUCCAUCCGGGAGCUAUCACCUACAUGAAAAUGUCCAUCAUGGAAUUUUAUCACAUUGAAGUGAUACGGCUAUAUGAAAAGUAUUUUGUAAAUUUAGCAUCUUAUUAAUUUGUU